AUGACUAUCUCUGCGCCCGAGGAGACACUCGCCCUGCUCACCCGAUUGAGCCAGAAGCCGGGCGUGCAAAGUACACUGGUGCUUGCACGCGAUACCGGUGCCAUCGUCCGUACUUCAGGCCUCGUGUCCACCAGCGAAACCCCAAAUUCAAGCAGCACCUUGCCGGCAUCCUCGAAUGGCACCGAUGCCUUUGGGAAUGGAAGGAAGGAAGGCGGUAUGCAGAGCGCCGAGGAUGUUGCACGGCUAGUGUAUGCAUUUGUCGGUUCGGCAGGGAAGAUGAUUGAGGAAUUCGACCAAGAAGACGAGAUGAAAUUGUUGAGAGUAAGGACCAAGAAGAACGAGCUGGUCAUCUAUCCAGAUGCCAAAUAUCUUCUCGUGGUCAUACAUGAUACGCCUCCCGCUUGA
Molecule: messenger RNA, 405 nt
Organism: Eremomyces bilateralis CBS 781.70
Lineage: Eukaryota; Fungi; Ascomycota; Dothideomycetes; Eremomycetales; Eremomycetaceae
Exons: 3
Coding region: 1-405 (134 amino acids)
Biological process (GO): microtubule-based movement
Cellular component (GO): cytoplasm; cytoplasmic dynein complex
Molecular function (GO): dynein intermediate chain binding
Source: RefSeq, a predicted model, not a curated record